UCUUCCAACGCAAAACCACCACAUCAUCCAGCAAUAAGUCGCUCCCAGUCAAAAUGCAUCCAUCGGCAUAUUUAAUUUCGUUUUGUUUGCUCGUCUGUUACGCCAACGCGGACGUUAGCGAGAUCGUCGCAAAAGCAGCAGCCGCAGUCCCCAUCGACAAUCAUCAUCAACCAGCAGUGACGGCGACGGCGGCGGCGGAGGAAAUUCAAACGUGUCUGGUGCUGACCACCAAUUUGCAACCCAACCCGGAAGCUAACACUGUCCUGCCGGAGCACGGCCCGGUACCGGCUUCGUCAUCGUCGUCGUCGCUGGACGUAGACAUUGACGUCGCUGCCGAUGCUGAGGUGAUCCAAGCCGGUGGUGGACAGUUGGACAGUAGCCAUGCGGACUACCAGGGACCAUAUCAUUACGAAAAGCCACAGGUUCCGCUGGAGUAUGGUGCCCCGCUGCUGCCAGCGACGACGGAUGCUCCUGCAUUGCUACUACCACCCCCGGAGGGAAGGAACGAUGUCUUUGAAGGGGAUGAUUAUUUGCCGCCAGCACCAACCAACAGUAGAGAUGGUGAGAGGUACAAAAGACACGCCAGGUUGUUUGGAGGACGUGCACUGUUAUAAAUUGUAUGGAUAGGUGAAACUAUUUACGAAACGAAAUAUACUAGCGCACUGCAAUGC
This is a messenger RNA of Aedes albopictus (Asian tiger mosquito), 671 nucleotides long. RefSeq lists its product as uncharacterized. NCBI's taxonomy places the organism in Eukaryota, Metazoa, Arthropoda, Insecta, Diptera, Culicidae. The transcript has 2 exons. The record is from RefSeq and is a predicted model, not a curated record. The coding region runs from base 54 to 614 and encodes 186 amino acids.